Molecule: messenger RNA, 519 nt
Organism: Ruditapes philippinarum (Manila clam)
Lineage: Eukaryota; Metazoa; Mollusca; Bivalvia; Venerida; Veneridae
Cellular component (GO): membrane
Source: RefSeq, a predicted model, not a curated record
CGUGACAGGCAUGCGCAGUGACGUUCCUCUAUCAAUUGAACGGAAAUCCUAUAAACAUUUGUUGAUAAACAAAUACCUGUGUGUUUAUAAGGAGAAAGACAGAAUUUAAUAUUAUACUGUGUAUAGCUACACGAUGAGUUCCGAAAAGCAAGGCUACGGUCAGCAUGAUCAAAACGCUCCGCCGCCUUACGGCCAGCCUGCACAACCGCCCUAUGGUCAACCAGCCCAACCGCCGUACGGUCAACCAGCCCAACCGCCGUACGGUCAACCAGCACAACCGCCGUACGGUCAACCAGCACAACCGCCGUACGGUCAACCCGGACAGCCGUAUGGUCAACCAGGAUAUGGGCAACCUGGUCAGCCUUACACCAGUACUCAGCAAGUUGUAAUUACCCAACCAGGUCAACCCGGUAUCAUCAUGACUCAAUCACGUCCACCAGACUACAUGAUACCAUCCAUUCUGGCGUGCCUUUGCUGUUUCUGUCCCACUGGACUAUGUGCUAUUUACUUUGCACAUCG